Messenger RNA from Oncorhynchus mykiss (rainbow trout), 1597 nucleotides. The record is from RefSeq and is a predicted model, not a curated record. NCBI's taxonomy places the organism in Eukaryota, Metazoa, Chordata, Actinopteri, Salmoniformes, Salmonidae.
CCAUGACACUUUACCCGAAUCGGAUCAUUGUUGUUUACAUCACACGAAGAGAGAGUGACAGCUUGUUCUCGGGAGACAGAUCAGUGUCUGUAGAGAGAAAACAUUUGACCAGGUGGAGUCAGGCUUCUUCUUCGUCUUUGGACCUCUACACCAACAAGGCAGAAGACGCCAAUUUUGGAUCAAUUAUGCUGAUGCCCCACUGUAAGAACCUGGAGAUCUUCACUGUUUCUGGGGGAGGUGACGUGGCCACAAACAAUCCGUGGGACACCUUCCAACGCUACCUCUGUCUGGACAACAGCCAGAGGGUGAUCAAGACAUCUUCAACCCCAUUGGAGGAGACGACCCAAGGUUCCUUGCCUCAGACUUCCUCCAAUGGGUUUUGAGAAGGAUGUGAGUAGUGAGGAGUUGAGCAGAGAUUAAUUGGGACAGAGCUCAUGUCAUUGUUUUAGGUGAAAAUGUAUUCAUUUUGCAGCACAGGAGGUUGGUGGUGCUGUACCUUAAUUGAGGAGAACGGGCUGGUGGUAAUGAUGAGUGGAAUAGUAUCAAAUACAUUAAACAUGGUUUCCAGGUGUUUGAUGCCAUUCCAUUCGCUCCGUUCCAGCCAUUAUUAUGAGCUGUUCUCCCCUCAGCAGCCUUCUGUGGUCACACUUACAUAUUUUGUUCUACCUGUGCUCUUUCUACAGAUUUUAUUUUAUUUAACUAGGCAAGUCAGUUGAGAACAAAUUCUUAUUUACAAUGACUGUCUACACCGGCCAAACCCAGAUGACGCUGGGCCAAUUGUACGCCGCUCUAUGGGACUCCCAAUCACGGCCGGUUGUGAUACAGCCUGGAUUCGAACCAGGGUGUCUGUGGUGGCUCUUGCUUGCUGAUAUCAUCUGAUCUGAUGAGACUCCCUGAGAUGUGACUCCUGUAUUACUGACAGUUUUCAAUAAACCUUCCAAUGACAAAUUGAAAUAAUUUGAGAUUCUGUAAUUGAAAGACAAUUGUAGUUCCCAAUCAGAUAAUUACUAUAAAACAAAUCUGUUUUCCUCAGUGCAGUUGUAAACAACCAUCAUCGAGUCCAUCCUCAGCUCCUCCAUCACUGCAACGGAUUGUCCGGUCUGCUGAGAGGGUCAUUGGCUGCCACCUGCCCUCCUUCGAGGUCCUGCACGACUCCAAGGCAAGGAAGUGUGCAGGAAAGAUCAUUGCCAACCCCUUCCGUCCCCUGGCAAACGGUUCAGGUCAAUCACGACCAAAACCUCACGCCACCUGAACAGUUUCUUCCCGUUGUGCCAUGGCCCUCAUCCAACCGGCAACCUGGUCUACGAUGAUCCUGUCAUCCAUGGACUUUGUACUCUGCGCUAUUCAUCCACAGACUAUUCACUGCACUAUCAUCCCAGAACUGCACAUUGCUCUUUGCACUCUCUUACAUGCAUAAUUUAUAAUGUAGCUUAUAGCGCACACAGUGUACAUACUGUAUGUGAAUAUGUGGAGAUUCUGCAUCUAUAUUUUUUUUGGUCUGUAAAUUUUGUUUAUCUGUCUGUAUAUUGUUUAUUGUUGCAGCACCAUUUCAUUCCUGUACAUGCAAAUGUAUUUGGCGAAUAAAGCUGAUAUGUUA